GACUCCACUGAACUGGUCUCCGGCAACUGCAUACACCGCCCUCCCCCAGUCUGCGGCCAGCAGAGCCCCUCUACACCCCUCAAACUCCAGACUCUCCACUUCGAUUUACUUUUGUCUUCUACCCCACCUCAAUAAUUCGCUCUAAAUCAACCCCUGUCCCCUAAGUUUCUGAGUUUCUCUCUUCACAUCAUCCUGGAUUCCAUCCUCAGGACUGUCCAAGCUGCUCUGCUCUUCGUUCCAAUCCCGGCCCAGGCCCAGCAGCCUUUAGAUCAUGCCUGGAGCCAAGCUUGCCCAGGGUCCAGAGGAAGGGGGCAUGUGCAUUACUGAAGCCCUUAUCACGAAACGUAACUUAACCUUCCCUGAGGAUGAGGAUCUGUCAGAGAAGAUGUUUCACACACUCGCUGAACUACAGACUGUCCGCCUGGACCGGGAGGGGAUUACCACUAUCAGGAACCUAGAAGGCCUCCAGAAUCUUCAUAGCCUCUAUCUGCAAGCGAAUAAGAUCCAGCGAAUUGAAAACCUGGCCUGCAUCCCCUCCUUGCGCUUCCUGUCUCUGGCAGGAAACCAAAUCAGGCAGGUGGAAAACCUCCGUGACCUGCUACACCUCCAGUUUCUGGACCUUUCUAAGAACCUGAUAGAACAACUCAAGCUGGAUGAGUUCCCCCAGAGCCUUCUCAUCCUCAACCUGGCUGGAAACUGCUGCACCAACCAGGAUGGCUACAGGAAGCUGGUGACAAGAGCCCUGCCACUGCUCCUGGACCUGGAUGGACAGCCUGUGUCGGAGCGCUGGACCUCGGACGAGGAGGAUGAAGCCUCGGAUGAGGAGUUCCCGGAGCUGAGUGGCCCAUUCUGCUCAGAGCGAGGCUUCCUCAAGGAGCUAGAGCAGGACAUGAGCAGGCACAAGGAACAGAGGCAGCAGGCAGCCCUGACGGAGCACCUCCUGAGGAUGGAGACACAGCCUGUCCUCACUGAGCUCCCCCUGCUGCCCGGGAGGUCCAUGGCUGGGGACAACAGCCCUAUAGUCACUCCCAGGCAGAGGAAGGAGACAUCCCAUGAGCCCACCUCCUUGCCACAAGCCUCCUGUGCCACCAAGAAACUAUGCCAUCUGGUUUCUAGUGGGCCCCAAAGCACUGUCCAGGCAAGGAAGGGGGCCAGAGCAGCUGUAGCCCCCAAGGCCUCUCUGGCUGGGGCCCCCAGCACAACCAAAACUAUGACCAGAAGAAUCAAGAAAUGAAGUGCAGCCACAGGAACAAACACGGGGCAAGAACAAGGAGCGGAGUGGGCCUUGCCGCCUCCUCAGAGCCCUCACCUGUGGCAGGAGCCUGUCCCAAUAAAGUGUCUCCAGGCCCUGAAGAUGUCUUUCACCUCAC
Molecule: messenger RNA, 1370 nt
Organism: Rhinolophus ferrumequinum (greater horseshoe bat)
Lineage: Eukaryota; Metazoa; Chordata; Mammalia; Chiroptera; Rhinolophidae
Gene: LRRC46
Product: leucine rich repeat containing 46
Exons: 8
Coding region: 272-1234 (320 amino acids)
Molecular function (GO): protein binding
Source: RefSeq, a predicted model, not a curated record